GCAGCAGUACACGUUGCUUGCUGUGCAUACCUCCAAACACUGAGACAAAUGCUAGUUAUUGGAUUAACAGGCGGAAUCGCGACCGGCAAAUCAACGGUAUCGAAGCAGUUGCAAAGCUUCGGCCUGCCCGUCGUCGAUGCCGACGUCAUCGCACGGGAGGUCGUAGAGCCCGGCACGCCCGCACUCGCAAAGAUCGUGAAGCACUUUGGUGAGGGCGUGCUCCUCCCUGAUGGCCACCUUGACCGUCAGAAGCUCGGCGCCAUCGUCUUCAACGAUGAGGCUCAGCGCCUUGCGCUGAACAAGAUAGUGCACCCUGCUGUAUGGAAGGCUAUCGCACUGGGGGUAGCGAGCCACUGGCUCAAGGGCAAGAAGAUAUGCAUCUUGGACGUGCCGCUGUUGAUUGAGGGCGGGAUGUGGAAGUGGGUUGCGAAAGUGGUUGUAGUAUAUUGCUCCCCGGAGCUGCAGCUACAGCGACUAAUGAAGCGCGACGGCUCUACGCUUGAGGCCGCGUCUGCUCGUCUGAAUGCACAACUAUCUAUUACAGAGAAAGUGCAAUGUGCAGACCACGUCGUGGACAACUCUGGCUCAAUGCAAGACCUCGAUGAGCAAGUAGACAUUCUUGUCCGGAAGCUUCACUCGGAAGCCGGUUGGUCUUGGAAGCUGAGCUGGUUCCCUCCCAUUGGCGUCCUCUCUGCUGUAUGGAUGCUCUUCUGGAAACACGUGCGGUUAGCGAGGCGGGCUGCGAGGAAGAAGCGGUAGCCGAGGGUAGCUGGAUUUUGAGCAAUUGUUACGGUGCUGGUGCGCUUUUAUACCUGGCACGGCAUGGACACUGUCUCCUACUAUACCUAUGAAGACG
This is a messenger RNA of Phanerochaete carnosa HHB-10118-sp, 856 nucleotides long. RefSeq lists its product as uncharacterized. Bases 49 to 759 code for a protein of 236 amino acids. Gene Ontology annotation, biological process: coenzyme A biosynthetic process. Lineage: Eukaryota; Fungi; Basidiomycota; Agaricomycetes; Polyporales; Phanerochaetaceae. The transcript is spliced from 3 exons. Gene Ontology annotation, molecular function: ATP binding; dephospho-CoA kinase activity. The record is from RefSeq and is a predicted model, not a curated record.